AUGAGCCAUUUGAAGAGAUACAACCAGGGAGAACAGAGAUAUCCUUCAGGCGUGGCACUCUGGACUGUCUUGAUACCUGUCACCAUCGCCUACUUUCUCUUCUUUCUCGAUACGUGCAUCGUCGCUACCGCGAGUCCAGCCAUCACCGCCGAGUUCAAUUCUCUUGCUGAUCUUGGAUGGUAUGGAGGGGCGUAUCAACUUGGAAAUGCUGCCAUCAGGCCACUGACUGGCAAGUUGUUCUCUCAAUUUAACACGAAGUUCACCUUCCUCACAUUUUUCAUCAUCUUUGAGCUUGGAUCAGUGAUUGCUGGAGCAGCUACGUCUUCGGCUAUGUUCAUCGUCGGCAGAGCCAUCGCGGGUGCGGGUGCGGCAGGUAUCUCGACCGGCGCUCUCGCUAUCCUCGCGAGUGUGUUGCCGCCUCAUAAGCAGGCCAAGGCCUUAGGAAUCAAUAUGGGCAUCGGUCAGUCGGGUAUUGCCUUAGGACCUAUUAUCGGCGGUGCAUUCACCACCUAUGUGUCAUGGCGUUGGUGCUUUUACAUCAAUCUUCCACUUGGUGCCUUGUUUCUGAUACUACUUCUUCUCUCUCGUAUUCCCGAGGUGACUCCUAAGUUACCCCCUCGUCAGAUCAUUGGCACAGCCAUGAAGUCCUUAGAUCUUCCAGGAAUUUUUCUGAUUGCACCUGCAGCCAUAUUGCUCCUAUUAGGCCUGCAGUGGGGUGGCACCAGAUACUCGUGGAGUAGCUCGGUAGUCAUCGGUCUCAUCAUUGGCGGCCUCCUCUUCUUCGUUGCUUUCUUCGUUUGGGAGUACCGACAGAAAGAUGAAGCCAUGAUUCCGAUGGCGCUGCUCAAAAACAGGAUAAUUUGGUCCGCAGCGGCGACCUUGUUCUUCCUCCUGGCCUCUGUCCUCGUAUCCGAGUAUUAUCUCGCCAUGUACUUUCAAACCAUUCACGACAACUCGCCCUUAAUGAGUGGAGUACAUAUCCUGCCCACUACACUGGGUCUGCUUCUUUUCGCCGUUCUUGCUGGAACAAUGAGCGAAAAGUUCGGCUACUAUCUUCCCUGGAUCCUUGUAGGCGCCGCCAUCUCUGCAAUUGGCUAUGGCCUCAUGUCGACGUUCACACCUACGACACCAGUCCCAAGAUGGAUCGGCUACCAGAUUCUCUUCGGUGCCGGCAGCGGUGCGAUGGUAUCGAUCCCUUACAUAGCAGUCCAAAACUGUGUUCCUGCGACCCAGAUACCUAUUGCAAUGACCAUCGUCCUUUUCUGCCAGGACAUUGGUGCUGCCACCUGGCUCGUGGCUGCCAACGCAAUCUUCAAUAACGGACUGCGUCUAGAGCUCCAACAGCGCACUGGUGACCUGGGUAUAGACCCAGAAACCAUUGUUCAAGCGGGCGAACACCGGGUUCGAGAGCUCUUACAAGGUGACGCGUUAGUCGCAGCCCUCGAAUGCUUCAACGGCGCCAUCAGCCAGGUCUUCUACCUCGGCAUCGCACUGGCCUUGGUCACGCUCGCGACGAACGACUUGGACAAUGCCUCCCCAACGCCGUCUUACUCCUCGUCUGAAGCUCUGGUGAAGGAGAAGAGAACUUUGUCUGAUGCAUCAUCUGGGCAGGAGACCGUGAAGGCCAAGGCAUGGCAAUUCACCCGAAUUGCAAUAGAGUUCCGGGUAACGCGCCCGGCCACAGCAUCGUCAGACACUUCGCAAGCAUGA
Messenger RNA from Aaosphaeria arxii CBS 175.79, 1710 nucleotides. RefSeq lists its product as uncharacterized. Lineage: Eukaryota; Fungi; Ascomycota; Dothideomycetes; Pleosporales. Bases 1 to 1710 code for a protein of 569 amino acids. Gene Ontology annotation, biological process: transmembrane transport. Gene Ontology annotation, molecular function: transmembrane transporter activity. The transcript is spliced from 6 exons. The record is from RefSeq and is a predicted model, not a curated record.